UCGACAGACGGAAGUUGUCAUUGACACAGAACCAGGGGACGUUUUCUCGGUUUCUCCCAGAAACCAGUGAGUCCAGGCGGGUCACGAGUUCGAACACUCCGAGGGUCGAGUCCCAACAUCCGGAGCCGCAGACAUGACGCAGGACAAUAUCUUCCUCUUCGUCCCCAAUUUAAUCGGUUAUGCCCGUGUGGUGCUGGCUCUCCUGUCCUUCUACCUGAUGCCCAUCAGUCCGUGGCCAGCUGUCUCCUGUUACCUGCUCAGUGCUCUGCUCGAUGCCUUCGAUGGCCACGCUGCUCGGGCUCUGAAUCAGUCCACAAAGUUUGGAGCCAUGUUGGACAUGUUGACGGACCGCUGUGCCACCAUGUGUCUGCUGGUCAACCUGUCCCUGCUCUACCCGUCCUACACCUUCCUGUUCCAGCUCAGCAUGUGUCUGGACAUCGCCAGCCACUGGCUGCACCUGCACAGCUCGACGAUAAAAGGAUCCACCAGCCACAAGAGCAUCGACCUGUCAGGGAACGCCCUCCUGCGGCUCUACUACACCUCCAAGCCCGUGCUGUUCGUGAUGUGCCUCGGGAACGAGCUCUUCUUCUGCCUGCUCUACAUCCUUCAUCACGUCUCAGAACCUGCUGCGUGGGUCUACUGGCUUCAGGGCCUGUGUGGGACCAUCUGCCUGCUGAAGUCCGGCAUCAGCCUCGUGCACCUCGUCACCGCCUCACAGAACAUGGCCGCCCUGGACGCCGCGGAGCGAGAGGAGAGCAGGAAGCAGCAGUGAGCGAGAGCCCAGCACCAAGACACCACCACCUUUAAUGUAUUACUGUUAUUGUUAUGAAUUGAAAGGGGAACAGGAGACUCGUGCACUGUUGAUGUGAAACACUUGAGUUUAUCAGACAGAUUGAAUCUUCAUGACCAAAUAUUACAACAUGAGAAAUUCCAGAUCCAGGCAGGAGAGAGGCCGACGCCUUUUAUUUGAUUAUUGACUCUGUACAGAAAAAACAGAAUCAGGCUCCGCCCACAAUCAUGAGUUUCCUCAAAUUAAAACGCAUCUUUGUUGCUAUGGUUACGGCCGGCGCAGUUCUCCGGCCUCUGAACCAGAGUCUGGUUUGAACUGGUGAACUGGUGGAUUUAGUUUGAACUGGUGAACUGGUGGAUUUAGUUUGAACUGGUGAACUGGUGGAUUUAGUUUGAACUGGUGAGCUGGUGGAUUUAGUUUGAACUGGUGAGCUGGUGGAUUUAGUUUGAAAACUCUGGGCUUGUGUUUUAGAGACUUUGGUAAACGAUGACACAGACGUUCUCUUCCUGAUUGGUUCCCAUCAGUCACAUGACUCGACCACCAGUGAUGAACACUUCCUGUCAGUUACAGUUCCACCUCGUCUUCACUGCUCUGACUCUUCAUCAAGUCACCAGCUGCAGAGGAGACAAUCUACUUCCUAUUUACAUCACAUGACCAGUCUGAUUUCAGGUGUGUGUGUGUGUGUGGGGGGGGGGGGGAGUAUUACUGAAACAGACACUGAUUUAGUGUUAAAACUAAAACAUGUCAGUGUGGGCGGAGCCUGUCAGUGUUUCCUGCUCAGAUUAACGUGUUAGCGUGGCCUCACAUGGUUCAUUGUGCUGCAGCUCACUCAGAUUCACUCAGAUUCAUUUUCAGACAUUUACUACUUUCUAAUCUGCUUUCAUAUUCUGAAUGCAUCGUUCAUGUUUUACAGAUCCGUUCAAAACGCUCUUACGUGUUAAACCUUGAAUAUGAAGUGAGAAAGUUCUCACUGGAGGAUUGAAUCCAUCAGUCCACCUACAGAAACUAUGAGAACCGAACAAUAUCAGUGUUCGAUGUUAAAGUAUUUGUGUCUGAGACUUACUCUUUAAUCAACGCACGUUAUACUCCUCGUAGUUUUUUUCCAGAAUCUCUCAUUGAACGGUGAAUAAACACCGGAGGUAACCUGAAGGCCCUGAAACCGCACUUUAACAGACCUGGGACCUGGUCCUAAAACAUCUUCUCACCUGGAUCCAGACCAUAAGUUACAAACUGGCCCUUAAACAACCGUCGAGUCCUGUCAAUAAGAACGUUUUGUCCCUGUUUGUUUCACUUUUAUUCUUAAUUUUCUGUAAUUUCGACCAAAAUCCUGACGCUGUCUCUCUCCCUCGGACAUCAAACCAAACUGAGAGCUCUUUAAAUUCCUCUGGUGCUCGAUCGAUGGAGAUUCACUGAUGAUUGUUGCAUUGCGAUCACGUCGUGCUUUGUUAUUUCUAAUGUUCUUCCCUUGUGGUAGGAGGAGUGUUUUCUCUUUCCAGUGGAUUUAGACUCAGAGUAAUGCAGGUCAUACGUUUCACCUCUUACCAAGUGUCAGUGUGUGUUUUAACUUUGUGCUGCUGAUGUGUUCCAAUCCUCAAUGUGUUGGGUUCUAAAUAUUUGCCUCUUGUUUUUGAUGAAACUAAUAUGUGUUAUUCUAAGAUACAACUUUACAUGAACUUCAAAGCCUAUGAUAUGUUAUAGUUAAAAUAAUUUAAUUGUAGUAAGACUAUAUUUGAUGUAUAUUUAGUUUGAAGUGCAGGUGGUUUCAAUUCACUGUAAAAGCAGCUACAAAAUAAAGACAAUGAAAAUCA
Platichthys flesus (European flounder) is the source of this 2598-nucleotide messenger RNA. It is a transcript of the gene cdipt, whose product is annotated as CDP-diacylglycerol--inositol 3-phosphatidyltransferase (phosphatidylinositol synthase). Bases 134 to 772 code for a protein of 212 amino acids. The record is from RefSeq and is a predicted model, not a curated record. Gene Ontology annotation, cellular component: membrane; Golgi apparatus. Gene Ontology annotation, molecular function: CDP-diacylglycerol-inositol 3-phosphatidyltransferase activity. NCBI's taxonomy places the organism in Eukaryota, Metazoa, Chordata, Actinopteri, Pleuronectiformes, Pleuronectidae. Gene Ontology annotation, biological process: phosphatidylinositol biosynthetic process. The transcript is spliced from 6 exons.